AUGGAACAGGUGCUGAGUGAUGGUGCGGAAGCUGAGAUGUUGUUUAGUGAUGCUAAACCUGCGCCUCUAAAGUCGAUUGAUAUUAGUCUGGAUGCAAUUGCGGCCUUGCAGGCGGCGAAUAUUGACUUAGGCUUAGCAUUAUCGGCCGAUGAAAUUGACUAUCUUGCGGAAAACUAUUCUGCCCUACAGCGUAACCCGACUGACGUAGAGUUGAUGAUGUUUGCUCAAGCCAAUUCUGAGCAUUGUCGCCAUAAAAUAUUUAAUGCCGAUUGGAUUAUUGAUGGCAAAGUCAAAAACAAAACUCUAUUUGGCAUGAUUCGUAACACCUAUCAUCAUUCGCCAGACGGGGUGCUAUCGGCUUAUAAAGAUAAUGCCUCGGUAGUAGAAGGCUCUGAAGCAAGUCGUUUUUUCCCUGCUUCAAACACACAAGAAUAUGCUUAUCAGCAAGAAAAAGUCCACAUGUUGAUGAAGGUGGAAACGCAUAAUCAUCCUACCGCAAUUUCACCUUUUCCGGGUGCAGCAACGGGU
Priapulus caudatus is the source of this 528-nucleotide messenger RNA. RefSeq names its product phosphoribosylformylglycinamidine synthase-like. The transcript has a single exon. The annotation marks the transcript as partial. NCBI's taxonomy places the organism in Eukaryota, Metazoa, Priapulida, Priapulimorpha, Priapulimorphida, Priapulidae. The record is from RefSeq and is a predicted model, not a curated record.